AACACCAAUCCUUCUGCUCGUGGUGUGGAGCGAAGACCUAGGCUUUUUGGCGGCGAUUUUGCGCUGUCUGACGGUCGCAGAGAAAUGGCCUUGCGUGCGAAGUUGCAGUAUUUGAAGGAUCUGGCCGCAGGAGGUGGCACUAACGUUAAGGCAAACAAGAGUGCAUCGACAGGGGCAAAAAGCAAGAGUGCACCAUCGAUCCUUAGUGUCAUCAUCCUUGUUGUUGUUCUCUUUUGAUGAAAAGGAAAAAAGGACCUCCCAGGGACGGUCUCGUCAGGGAUUCGACGCGCUAGCUCUAAUAACGGGAUUGGUCAAAACGCGGGUCCUGAAGGGCAAAGCUUGCAUAACAAUGCCUAUCCGCCGUUGACACCCCAG
Amoebophrya sp. A25 is the source of this 375-nucleotide messenger RNA. NCBI's taxonomy places the organism in Eukaryota, Dinophyceae, Syndiniales, Amoebophryaceae. The record is from the annotation of a GenBank genome assembly.